Zootoca vivipara (common lizard) is the source of this 3000-nucleotide messenger RNA. RefSeq names its product cathepsin Z. NCBI's taxonomy places the organism in Eukaryota, Metazoa, Chordata, Lepidosauria, Squamata, Lacertidae. Gene Ontology annotation, biological process: proteolysis. Gene Ontology annotation, molecular function: cysteine-type peptidase activity. The record is from RefSeq and is a predicted model, not a curated record.
GGUGCCUCCUCCUCCUCCUCUGAUUUGCGCAGCCUUGCCUCAAAAACUUUCCCUUUCGAAAUUGCCGGCACAGAUUGAGACCCGGCAACCGCAGGAACAGCAGCGAGCAGCAGCAGCAGCAGCCACCUCUCGGCUCCUCUCCCCAGAAGGACCCAGGAGUCCGGCGUUUGCCGCGCGAGGAUGACCCCGCCUGGGCGCCUCCUCCUCCUCCUGGCGCUCGCCGCUGGCGCCCUCCUGUGCGCGGCGUCCGUAGCCGGCGUCUACUUCAAGGAAGGGCAGAGCUGCCACAAGCCGAUGGCCAAGAGACCUCCGGGGAUCAGAACCUACCCUCGUCCCCAUGAAAACUUGGACAUCUCAAAACUACCCAAGAGCUGGGACUGGAGAAACAUAAAUGGAGUCAACUAUGUGAGUGCCACACGCAACCAGCACAUCCCACAGUACUGUGGGUCGUGUUGGGCUCAUGGCAGCACCAGCGCCUUUGCAGAUCGCAUCAACAUAAAGAGGAAAGCUGCUUGGCCCUCUGCAUACCUGUCGGUCCAGCAUGUUCUCGACUGCGCCAAUGCUGGCAGCUGCCAUGGGGGAGACCACAGGGCAGUAUGGGAAUAUGCUAAUGAGCACGGCAUCCCAGAUGAGACCUGCAACAACUACCAAGCUAAAGAUCAACAAUGCAAGAAGUUUAACCAGUGCGGGACCUGCAUUACUUUUGGUAAAUGCCAAGCGCUACAGAAUUACACCUUGUGGAAAGUUGGAGAUUAUGGAAAUGUCAGUGGGCGAGAGAAAAUCAUGGCAGAAGUCUAUGCAAAUGGACCCGUCAGCUGUGGGAUCAUGGCCACUUCGAAGCUGGAAGCAUACACUGGAGGAAUUUAUAAAGAAUACAGCGCCCUUCCCGUAAUAAACCACAUAAUUUCUAUUGCUGGCUGGGGCAUAGAAAAUGGAACUGAAUACUGGAUCGUCCGGAACUCUUGGGGACAGCCAUGGGGUGAGAACGGCUGGCUCAGAAUUGUUACGAGUGCCUAUAAAGGAGGCAGCGGAGGGCACUAUAACCUGGCUGUGGAAGAAGACUGUGCUUAUGGAGACGCCGUACUUUCUUGAAUUCUGCAAUGGAUCACAGAGCCCUUGUUUGCACUCCUGAUUUUGAAACGAAAUGUAUAUCCCAGCAAGAUUUCCCUCCUUCUCGUGAAAGGGAAAGAGAUCACGCUGCUUGUUUGCAUAUAACUUCUCCAGCAAGGGGGGGGGGGGAGAGAAACAGCUUUUUUUCCUGCUUGGAAGCUUUCCUAAGUUAUGAUGAUGUAGGUGGAAAAGGCUUUGCGGUGUAUGUGACGUAUGGAUCCCCAUCCAGCUAAAGUGGGCUGAGUCUUUGUGUUAAGCAAAAUGCUGGACCUCCAAAAUACCCAAAAUACCUUAAUAGUGUUUCCAUGCAGCCAGUGCCUACUUUAAAUCAGAUUGCCUCUAUUUCUGGACACAGAGUUUGGGAGCUGAAAGGGAGAGCAUAGCAGGGAAGGGGGCAGAGCCUGUCAUUACUCGUUGCCUUCAAUGCAGGCUUACUGGCGCCAUUUCUUGCUGUGCAUUGCAAGAGUUGCCUCUGUUGCUCCAGCCACUUUUGACUCUGGCCCCAACCACCACUUGCCUCUGGAAGGCUGCGUUUGACCGUGUAGCCCUUGAUUUCCAGCUCCUCUCCCUGCUACUUAAUUCUGUUCCCUGGAGAACCUCAGAAUGAGGCUAAUAUCCCUGAUCCUUGCAUUCAGGCUCUGCAAGCAUGGCACCCCAUGUAGCAUUGGCAUACUGGAGAUGCACAGUCCAGGGAAAUCUAUGCAUUCAGUUUAAACGCAGCCCACUAUAUGGGUUGGUUGCUAUUGUGCAUCCAGUAUCACAUUUCAGUUCAAAGCCCCAUUAAAACGCAGCUUGAGCCUCAAUGCCCAUUGAGUCACAGCUAAGUAUUGGUGAAUAGAAGGCAUUGCUUUCCUUUUUUCGGGGGUGGAGAGAAAUCGUGCAGCAGUUGGGAGCAGACCAGUUGGAGAAUUCUAUGCAAGAUAAUAUAGGAUUUUUGGCUAUUGAACUGUUUACUGUGUGUGAGACACGUGUUUUUAAAUCUGAAAACUGCUUUUUCCACAUUCAGGGAUAAUUCCUUCAGGAAUGCUCAAUACUGGGGGGCGGGGAUUGCUCAACAACAAUCUUGUGAGGGAGACAAGGCUGAGAAAAAUGAGACCUGCCUCAAGUCGCCCAGGGAGCUUCAUGCACGAAUGGGGAUUUGAACGUGGCUUGUUCUAACACUGUCUAAUUUGGAAGGUGGCAACAUGAUGCCUCUUGCAGAGCCCACAAAAGAUCUCGGAAAAUAUUCCUUUUAAACUCCCUCGGUGAGAGCCUGCUUGCUCUUGCCGCUCAUCUCCUGUUUGCACUGGCUGAGUCUUUCCAACAUUGAGCAUGCCCCCUUAAACAUGCCCACAUUUCAUUGGGUCCUACGACUUGGCACCCACCCACCCUCCCUUCUGUCCUGAAAGGAGCAAAGGACACCCUGAGUGUGUGUGGCAAUGGCUAAUGUAGGUGCCUUUAAAAAAAAUAAAUUGAUUGGGGAGGGUGAAAGGCCUGCACCAUGGCUCCCCUAGCUCUGUUCCUGCUCUUUUCGAAGGAGCGGCCAUUUUUGUGCCAUUCCAUGCCCUGUGGACACCCACGGCACUUUAUCAAGAUUCCAGAUGUGACCCCGGGCCCAAAGAAUUUGCUUCCCCCUGUCUAACCUUUCCCUCUUCUGUGUACAAGGUGCUCUACAGCCUUUGCCUAUUCUGUGAGUUGCUGCAGCCGUGCCAUUGUAGCCAUAUGCCUCUACAAAGAAAGGUUGGUGCCAGUGCAUAAGAAGCCGGCACUCUUGUUUUAAGUGACAAACUUAGGGACAGUGUUUUUCUGCUGAAACAUCCCAGAGAUGGGAAUGGAGGGGAAAGAGCCAGAGGCCUGUGCUACUGAUAUAAAAUUAUAGUCCACGGUCUUCUUUUUUCAGUGUGCUAUUUU